Messenger RNA from Sporisorium graminicola, 4374 nucleotides. RefSeq lists its product as uncharacterized. Lineage: Eukaryota; Fungi; Basidiomycota; Ustilaginomycetes; Ustilaginales; Ustilaginaceae. The transcript has a single exon. The record is from RefSeq and is a predicted model, not a curated record. Gene Ontology annotation, molecular function: oxidoreductase activity; 2 iron, 2 sulfur cluster binding; FAD binding. The coding region runs from base 1 to 4374 and encodes 1457 amino acids.
AUGCCAGUUCCUGUGCCCGCCACCAAGGUGGUCGACGGCUUUGAGCUGCCAAGCUCUUUCACUCAAACCACGUCCAAGCUCGUCUUCACUGUAAACAACACCCGCUUCCAGCUCUCUCCUGCCAAAGGCGACGAUCUCGACCUCACACUACUGGAGUUCAUCCGAAGCAAGGGCUUCACCGGUACAAAGCUAGGAUGUGGUGAAGGUGGCUGUGGUGCGUGCACCGUCGUUGUCGGCAAGUACGAUUCCCAUUCGCCGUCCUCCUCCUCCUCUUCCUCUUCGAAAGCUCCCUACAGAUACAAGUCGGUCAACGCAUGUUUGCUGCCGCUUGUCGCCGUUCAUGGCUGCCAUAUCCUCACCGUGGAAGGCAUCGGUUCCUCGUCCAACCCACACCCUAUUCAGGAGCGCAUCGGAAAGCUCUUUGGAUCCCAGUGCGGCUUCUGUACUCCCGGUAUCGUCAUGUCUCUCUACGCUACUGUGCGCAACGGCUACGGCCAUCUCACCGAGGAGGACAUCGAGCACUCGCUCGACGGCUGUCUCUGCCGCUGCACAGGAUAUCGCCCCAUCCUCGAUGCUGCCAAGUCCUUCGCCACCGUCAAGAGCACCAACGUCGGUUCCAGCAGCAACUCGAGCAACCUCAACAGCGACGAUUCGGACGACGCAGAGCCUACAACACCCCCCGAGGCUGACCUCAUCACACGAACUCCCUGUGCCAAGGGCGACGAUUGCUGCAUGGUCAACGGCAAGUCCAAAGGCUGUGCCCCAAGUGCCACGACCCCUGGUAUCUCAACUACAGCAGAUGCCAUUCACAAGGUCCUUGACCCCGUCCAAUUCAAACCUUACGAUGCUGCCUCCGAGCUCAUUUUCCCACCUUACCUUGCCAAAGAUACCUUUGACGCGCAGAACCUCGUCUUCAUCGAGGAGCAACCAGACUCGGACGACCUCGAAGGCGAGACCCCUUCAGCUAAAUCAACCUCGGCACGACAGGUCUGGCUCCGACCCGGCUCGCUUCAGUCGCUUGUCGAGUGCAUGAAGCUCUACGGUCUCGACGCCGGCGGCAAGAUUCGCAGCGGCAACACCGAAACCGGUAUCGAGGUCAAAUUCAAGCAUCUCAAGUACAGCGUCUCCAUCUUUGUCUCAGACCACAUCAAGGACCUCGCCUUCUACCGCUCGGACGACCGCGGCAUCACCGUCGGUGCCAACUUGAGUCUUACCGACCUCGUCCGCCAACUCAAAGCCGAGCGUCCUGCUUCGGCCUAUGCUCAGCAGGUCAAGCGCGCCAUCCUCGACAACCUUGCCUACUUUGCAUCCAACCAGAUCAGAAACGUGGCUACGCUGGCAGGUAACAUUGCCACCGCAUCGCCCAUCUCGGAUCUCAACCCUGUUUGGGUGGCCACCGGCGCCCAGCUCUUCUUCGUCGACACCACCUCGUCUGAAGAGAAGUCCGUCAACAUGCGCGACUUCUUCCUCGGUUAUCGCAAGACUGCUUUGCCCGCCGGUGCUGUCAUCACCAAGCUCUUUGUUCCUUGGUCUGGCGACGCUGGCAGCGUGGUUCACGCUUUCAAGCAGUCCAAACGCAAAGACGACGACAUUGCCAUCGUCAACGCGUGUCUUCGCCUCUCCGUCCGCGAGGACAAGAUCGUCGAUGCCACGCUUGCCUUCGGUGGCAUGGGUCCUACCACGAUGCAGAGUGUUCAAGUGCAAAAGUUCCUGGAGGGCAAGCAAUUCAGCGCACCGGAGACGUUGAGCGAGGCUUUGCAGAUCCUGGCUACGCAGGAUUUCCCACUCUCGUAUGGCGUGCCUGGUGGUAUGCCGAUCUUCCGCAAGACGCUGGCGCUCGGUUUCUUGACUCGCUUCUGGGGUCUCGCUGCGCCACGCCUCGGUCUUCCAAAGCUUGCUACUGCGCUUGCAGCGCUUCCGGACCUCGAAGAGCUUGCCACCAGCACUGUCGAGCGACCCGCUACUUCUGGUCAGCAAGAUCUGGAAAACGUUGCCAUCAAGCAGCCUGUUGGUGAUUCGAUCCCCCAUCUGUCGGCUAUGAAGCAGGUCACGGGUGAAGCUGUCUACAUCGACGACUUGCCGCCCGUUGCCAACGAGCUGCAUGCCGGCUUUGUGCUGUCUCAGCGUGCGCACGCCGUCUUGAAGAAGGUGGAUGCAUCCGAGGCGCUGCAGAUGCCAGGUGUCGUCGACUUUGUCACGUACAAGGACAUCCCCGAAGGUGGUAGCAACAUUUGGAACCCGCCUGCGAUGGACGAGACAUUCUUUGCUGAAGACAAGGUCUACACUGUUGGUCAGAUCAUUGGUGUUAUUGUUGCCGACACCAAGCGCAAUGCGCAGGCUGCAGCCCACAAGGUCAAGAUCGAAUACGAAGACUUGCCUCACAUCCUCACCAUUGACGAGGCUGUUGCCGCCAAAAGCUUUUUCAAGCCGCGUCCCGUCAUUCACCGUGGUGAUUCGUCCGACGAAGGCUGGGCGCAGUACGACCAUGUCUUGGAGGGCGAGACUCGCAUGGGAGGUCAGGAACACUUCUACCUCGAGACCAACGCGUGUGUCGUGAUUCCAGGCAAGGAGGAUUCGGAGAUCGAGGUGAUUUCGUCGACACAGAACCCUUCCGAAACCCAGGUCUUCUGUGCUUCCAUCCUCGGCAUCCCUAACAACCGUGUUGUUACGCGUGUCAAGCGAUUGGGAGGUGGGUUCGGUGGCAAGGAGUCGCGUACGAUCGCCUUUGCGGCUCCCCUCACCCUGGCAGCUAAGAAGGUCGGUCGACCGGUUCGUGUGAUGCUCGAUCGCGACGAGGACAUGCUCACGACGGGCCAGCGUCAUCCGUUCCUGUGCAAGUGGAAGCUCGCCUUUAGCUCUUCGGGUAAGCUCGAACGUCUACAUGCCAUCGUGUACAACAACGGUGGUUGGAGUCAGGAUCUGUCGCAGGCCGUGCUCGAGCGUGCCAUGUUCCACAUUGACAAUUGCUACCAGAUCCCGCAUCUCCACGUCGAGGGUUUCAUCUGCAAAACCAACACCAUGUCGAACACCGCCUUCCGUGGCUUUGGCGGACCUCAGGGGAUGUUCUUCACCGAAGACUUUGUUAGCAAGGCGGCGUCGGUGAUUGGCAUGCGGCCCGAGGUGAUGCGCGAGAUGAACCUGUACAAGGAGAACGAGGAGACGCACUUCAAGCAGAAGCUGGUUGACUGGAACGUUCCCACGCUCUGGGAGCAGCUCAAGCGCUCCGGCGAGCUCGAGGCUCGUACCAAGGCGGUGGAUGAGUUCAAUGCAAAGCACCGUUACCGAAAGAGGGGUAUUGCGAUGAUCCCGACCAAAUUCGGCAUUUCCUUCACGGCAAUUUUCCUGAACCAGGCGUACGCUGUUGUGCACGUCUACCAUCACGACGGUAGUGUGCUUUUCUCGCACGGCGGUACAGAGAUGGGCCAAGGUCUGCACACGAAGAUGGCGCAGGUGGUGGCGACCGAGCUCGGUAUCCCAGUGUCGAUGGUGCAUCUCACCGAGACCAACACCACGCAGGCGUCCAACACCUCGGCGACGGCUGCGUCGGCGUCGUCGGAUCUCAACGGUAUGGCGCUGAAGAACGCUUGCGUUCAGAUCAACGAGGCGAUUGCCGCGUUCCGUGCGGAUGCGGCUGCGAAGGGGUUGGCGGGUGUCGAAGCAUGGAAGGAUGCGGUGCACGCUGCCUACUUCAACCGUGUUCAGCUGUCUGCGAUUGGGCACUACCGUACGCCCGGUAUCGGGUACAACUGGUCGAAUGGAACAGGUACGCCGUUCUACUACUUUACCCAAGGUGCGGCCAUCUCCGAGGUCGAGUUGGACACGAUCACGGGCGACCACCGCAUUGUGCGUGCAGACGUGCACAUGGACAUUGGCCGUUCAAUCAACCCUUCGAUUGACGUGGGUCAGAUCGAAGGUGCCUUCACCCAAGGCUUUGGACUGUUCACCAUGGAGGAGACGCUGUACCUGAACAAUGGACAGCUUGCGACGCGUGGGCCGGGUAACUACAAGAUCCCCGCUUUCCUCGAUACGCCGACGGACAUGCGUAUCUCGUUCCUCAAGGUGCAGGACCCUUCGAACCCGGCCGUGGACAGGCACAACAAGCAUCUGGGCACGAUCCAGUCGAGUAAGGGUAUUGGAGAGCCGCCGCUGUUCUUGGGAAGCUCGGUGUUCUUUGCGCUCAAGCAGGCGAUUUCCGCAGCGAGGGUGCAUUACGGUGAGGCAGGCGUGGAUGCGUUGAGGGAUUCGUUCCAUUUGGUGUCGCCGGCUACGGCGGAGAGGAUCAGGGUGGCUAUCAACGAUCCUUUGGUGAAGCUGGCGCAGGAGACGACGCCGAGGAAGGACGGGGAGAAGCCGUUCUUUGUUUCGAUUUCGUGA